CUCAUUUAAUCCCGAUGUUUUGUUGAAGCGACUUGACGGAGAAGUGCUCGCCUAGUGCUAACAGUUAGCAACAGGAAAAAAAACAAAACCAUGUCAGAUGAAGCAGCAAAUCAAAACGACAACCUAAACACUUAAUGCGUUCAGGGAUGGAGCCGAGAGGUGUGAAGAACAGCACAAAACAAGAUGAGCGUUUAAUUUUUCUGAAUUACGGAGACAGCCCAACUGAGGAAGUUUUACAGAACCGAUCACAAAGCACCAUGUCCAUAGCACCCACCUCUCUGGUCCCAGUAAGCCCCUUGAUGCAGCCCGUGUCUGGAGAUGUUCCCAAUGGACUAAUCAACACACCCCCUCCAGAUGAACUCACCAUUACUUUACCGUCCUCUGUGGAUCUCUACACUGAGGAUCAGGAAUUAAAAAUGAUGGGAAAGGACUUGAAAGCUCUGCAGUCUUUUCAACAGCAGUCUGCUUUGGGCGUCUACAGUUUGGGGGACAGUUUCACACGCCUCGAGGCCAGCAUUGCAGAUCUAAACAGUUCAGUUCCAUCGGUGGACUCUUUAAUUGGGGAAAUGGAUCCUAGUCUGUUCCCUCUGAAAAGUGAGGACUUUUCACCAAUCGGUAAAGGAGAUGUUGAUCUAGAUCAGUCUCCGUUCGAAAAAGAUGACACCAUUAACCCGAAACUUUUCAGCGAGAACACCUUGGACCUCUUGCAUGACUUUGACCUGCCAGGGUCACCUGCUGAUUUCUAUGUCAAUAACGAGUUCCCAUCAUUGGAUGACGACUCUCUACUGGGGGUCAUUGAAUCAGACAAGGACUCCAAGCUUAUGGAGUCAAUAAACAGCAGCAAUGGCACCUCCACCAACAUCAACGGCGGCACCGGCUUAAGUUCUCCUGGCAUUACCACAAGUAUUCAGAAUAUAGUGGUUAAGAUAGAGAAGGAGUCUCUGCUGCAGCUUUGUACUCCAGGCGUGAUCAAGCAAGAGAAUGCCAGCGGGAGGAGCUUCUGUCAGCUGACUUCUGAUCUGGGAAGCCCGAUCAGAAAUACGCCCAUCGCCAUCUGUGGCGUUAGCACCUCCAGCGGCCAGAGCUACCACUUCGGAGGCCCAGUGUCAAGCACCAGCCAGCAGAAAGAACAGAAGCCCAUCUUUAGUGUGUACACACAACCGGGUACUGGGGAAGAGUGGGGCAGGGGAAUCGGAAUCACAACUGGAAUACAGCGGAGGACCAGCGAUAACUUCACCUCUACCCAGAGCUUCACAACUAGCUACAGCUCCAACACUGCCAUGUCCUCCAGCACAUCGAAAUCCAGCGGCACACACAAAGUCUGCCUGGUGUGUUCCGAUGAGGCCUCGGGUUGUCACUAUGGCGUCCUCACCUGCGGCAGCUGCAAGGUCUUCUUCAAAAGAGCAGUGGAAGGGCAACACAAUUACCUGUGUGCCGGGCGGAACGACUGCAUCAUCGACAAAAUCCGCAGAAAGAACUGCCCUGCCUGCCGCUACCGCAAAUGUCUCAUGGCCGGCAUGAACCUGGAAGCACGUAAAGCCAAGAAGAUGAACCGCUUAAAGGGCGUGCAGCAACAAAACAUCAUUGAGCUCAGCCCUCCUCCAAUGGCCGGGGUAACGGCACUGGUGCCCCAGGCCAUGCCCCAGCUAGUGCCCACCAUGCUGUCCCUGCUCAAAGCCAUUGAGCCAGAGACUAUUUACGCCGGCUACGACAGCACGCUGACAGACACCUCCACACGGCUCAUGACCACCCUGAACAGACUGGGAGGACGCCAGUUCAUCUCUGCCGUCAAAUGGGCCAAAGCUUUGCCUGGUUUUCGAAACCUUCACCUGGAUGAUCAGAUGACUCUGCUGCAGUCCUCCUGGCUCUUCCUCAUGUCGUUUGGUCUGGGGUGGAGAUCCUACCAGCAGUGCAAUGGCAGCAUGCUCUGUUUUGCUCCAGACCUGGUCAUUAAUGAAGAGAGGAUGAAAAUGCCCUACAUGAGUGACCAGUGUGCCCAGAUGCUGAAGAUUUCCAACGAGUUUGUGAGACUGCAGGUGUCGAACGAGGAGUACCUGUGCAUGAAGGUCCUUCUACUGCUCAGCACAGUGCCCAAGGACGGUCUAAAGAGCCAGGCUGUGUUUGAUGAGAUCAGAAUGUCUUACAUAAAAGAACUGGGAAAAGCCAUUGUGAGGAGAGAGGAGAACUCUAGUCAGAACUGGCAACGAUUUUACCAGCUUACUAAACUACUGGACUCCAUGCACGAUAUGGUGGGUGGACUGAUGAACUUCUGCUUCUACACGUUCGUGAACAAGUCGCUGAGCGUGGAGUUCCCAGAGAUGCUCGCGGAGAUCAUCAGCAACCAGCUACCAAAAAUCAAAGCCGGGAGCGUCAAGCCGCUGCUCUUUCACCAGAAAUAAAAUUAGUGGCAGCGACAGGACAACAUGCCUUAAAGUUACACCACAUCAUCAAGCGUUCCUCAUUAACCAUGCUGAGGGACAGAGAGACAUAGGGAAGUGCGAUGGAGGGCU
This is a messenger RNA of Trichomycterus rosablanca, 2510 nucleotides long. It is a transcript of the gene nr3c1, whose product is annotated as nuclear receptor subfamily 3, group C, member 1 (glucocorticoid receptor). Bases 135 to 2399 code for a protein of 754 amino acids. Lineage: Eukaryota; Metazoa; Chordata; Actinopteri; Siluriformes; Trichomycteridae. The record is from RefSeq and is a predicted model, not a curated record. The transcript has 9 exons. Gene Ontology annotation, cellular component: chromatin; nucleus. Gene Ontology annotation, molecular function: steroid binding; nuclear glucocorticoid receptor activity; nuclear receptor activity. Gene Ontology annotation, biological process: regulation of transcription by RNA polymerase II; nuclear receptor-mediated glucocorticoid signaling pathway.